This is a messenger RNA of Siniperca chuatsi (mandarin fish), 5499 nucleotides long. RefSeq names its product nicotinamide nucleotide transhydrogenase (gene nnt). Gene Ontology annotation, biological process: proton transmembrane transport; NADPH regeneration. Gene Ontology annotation, molecular function: NADP binding; NAD binding. Gene Ontology annotation, cellular component: mitochondrial inner membrane. The coding region runs from base 1 to 3264 and encodes 1087 amino acids. The record is from RefSeq and is a predicted model, not a curated record. The transcript is spliced from 21 exons. Lineage: Eukaryota; Metazoa; Chordata; Actinopteri; Centrarchiformes; Sinipercidae.
AUGGCGAGCCUCCUACGUGUUGUGGCGGCUAGCUGCUCGGCCCCAGUGUUCAGUGGGGUGUCUUGUGUGAAGCUGCAGAGCGGCCGUGCUAUCAAAUCAUCAUGCCUUCGCUUUUUCAGGACCCAUCAAGCGCUUGGACGAUGUGCCAGUCCAGGUAUUCCAUACAAACAACUGACAGUUGGUGUACCCAAGGAAAUUUUCCAGAGUGAACGUCGUGUGGCGCUUUCUCCUGCUGGGGUCCAGGCGCUCGUCAAACAGGGCUUCAAUGUCGUUGUGGAGUCCGGAGCCGGAGAGCCAUCCAAGUUCCAUGAUGAACAGUACGCCCAAGCUGGAGCAACAAUUAAAGACAUUAAAGAUGUCUUGGCAUCUGAUGUGGUGGUUAAGAUCCGCGCUCCUGCUUUCAACCCUGAUUUGGGUGUCCAUGAGGUGGAGAUGAUGAAGGACGCGGCCACUUUAAUCAGCUUCAUCUACCCGGCUCAGAACCCUGAGCUGAUGGACAUGCUGUCCCAGAAGAAGGCCACCGUCCUGGCUAUGGACCAGGUGCCCAGAGUCACCAUCGCCCAGGGUUAUGAUGCACUGAGCUCGAUGGCAAACAUCGCAGGGUACAAGGCAGUUGUGCUGGCAGCUAACAGCUUUGGUCGCUUUUUCACUGGACAAAUCACAGCAGCUGGGAAAGUGCCACCUGCAAAGGUUCUGAUCAUUGGAGGUGGUGUGGCUGGAUUGGCAGCAGCUGGUACUGCCAGGGCCAUGGGAGCCAUUGUCAGAGGAUUUGAUACCAGAGCUGCAGCUUUGGAGCAGUUUAAAUCUCUGGGUGCAGAGCCACUGGAGGUGGACUUUAAGGAGUCAGGAGAGGGUCAGGGAGGCUACGCCAAGGAAAUGUCAAAGGAGUUCAUAGAGGCAGAGAUGAAGCUGUUUGCCAAACAGUGUCAGGAGGUGGACAUUGUCAUCAGCACUGCUCUUAUCCCUGGUAGGCGAGCACCCAUCCUGAUCACCAAACCGAUGGUAGAGAGCAUGAAAGAUGGGUCAGUGGUGGUGGACUUGGCUGCUGAGGCUGGAGGAAACAUUGAGACCACAGUACCUGGAGAGCUGUCAGUCCACAAGGGAGUGACCCAUAUCGGCUACACAGACCUGCCCAGCCGUUUGCCGACACAGUCCAGCACUCUUUACUCCAACAACAUCACCAAGUUGAUACGGGCCAUCAGCCCCGACAAGGAGAACUUUUACCUCGAUGUCAAGGAAGCGUUUGACUAUGGGACCAUGGACCAUGUUGUCAGAGGAUCGGUUGUCAUGCAGAAUGGAAAGAACCUGUUCCCCGCUCCUCAGCCUAAGAAUGUGCCCACUGCAGCUCCUCCUAAACCCAAGUCUGUCCAGGAGCUGGAGAAGGAGAAGGCUUCCCAAAUCUCUCCCUUCAGGGCUACACUUACCACUGCUGGCGUGUACACUGGAGGCGCUGCCACCCUGCUGGGUCUGGGUCUGUCAGCUCCUAAUGCCGCCUUCACUCAGAUCGUCACCACCUUUGGUCUGGCUGGCAUCGUGGGAUACCACACAGUGUGGGGAGUCACUCCUGCUCUGCACUCUCCACUCAUGUCUGUCACCAACGCUAUCUCAGGUCUGACUGCUGUGGGUGGUCUGUCGCUGAUGGGAGGUGGCUACACCCCAACAACUACUGCUGAGACACUGGCUCUGCUGGCUGCCUUCAUCUCCUCGGUCAACAUUGCUGGUGGUUUCCUGGUGACUAAGAAGAUGUUGGACAUGUUCAAGCGUCCCACUGAUCCUCCAGAGUAUAACUACCUUUAUCUGCUUCCUGGUGGUGUCUUCGUCGGAGGCUACGCUGCUGCUCUGCAGUCUGGAUACAACAUUGAACAGAUGAUGUACUUGGGCUCAGGUCUGUGCUGUGUUGGUGCCCUGGCUGGCCUUUCCAACCAGACCACAGCCCGUCUGGGUAAUGCUUUGGGUAUGAUGGGAGUCAUGGGGGGGAUCGCUGCCACUCUAGGAGCUCUCAAACCAAGUCCUGAGCUCCUGGCACAGAUGAGCGCAGCCAUGGCUGUAGGUGGCACUGCUGGCCUGGCCAUUGCUAAGAGGAUCCAGAUCACUGACUUGCCCCAGCUGGUGGCUGCCUUCCACAGCUUGGUGGGGCUGGCCGCCGUGCUCACCUGUGUGGCCGAAUACAUGAUCGAGUACCCCCACUUCGCCACAGACCCUGCAGCCAACCUCACCAAGAUAGUCGCAUACCUUGGCACCUACAUCGGUGGAAUCACUUUCAGUGGCUCUUUGGUGGCAUAUGGCAAACUGCAAGGUAUCCUGAACAGUUCUCCCCUGAUGCUCCCUGGUCGUCAUGCUCUGAACGCCAGUCUCAUGGCAGCCAGUGUUGGUGGAAUGAUUCCCUACAUGCUCGAUCCCAGUUACACCACAGGCCUCACCUGUCUCGGAUCUGUCUCUGCUCUCUCUGCUCUCAUGGGUGUAACCCUGACAGCAGCUAUUGGAGGCGCAGACAUGCCGGUGGUAAUCACCGUACUGAACAGUUACUCAGGCUGGGCCCUGUGUGCUGAGGGCUUCCUGCUCAACAACAACCUGCUGACCAUCGUGGGAGCGCUCAUUGGAUCGUCUGGAGCCAUUCUGUCAUACAUUAUGUGUGUGGCCAUGAAUCGUUCACUGGCUAAUGUGAUCUUGGGAGGCUACGGCACGUCUUCCACCGGUGGAGGAAAGCCCAUGGAGAUCACAGGGACACACACAGAGGUCAACGUGGAUCAGUCUGUUGACAUGAUUAAAGAGGCCCAGAGCAUAAUCAUCACUCCAGGUUAUGGACUCUGCGCUGCAAAGGCCCAGUACCCCAUCGCUGAGUUGGUGAAGAUCCUUAGAGAUGCUGGCAAGAAAGUCAGGUUUGGUAUUCACCCUGUGGCUGGCCGUAUGCCUGGUCAGCUCAAUGUGCUGUUGGCUGAAGCUGGUGUCCCAUAUGAUAUUGUCCUAGAGAUGGAGGAGCUUAAUGAAGACUUCCCUGAGACGGACCUGACCCUGGUGAUUGGUGCCAAUGACACAGUGAACUCAGCCGCCCAGGAAGAUCCCAACUCUAUCAUUGCUGGUAUGCCUGUCCUGGAGGUCUGGAAGUCGAAGCAGGUGAUUGUGAUGAAACGUUCCCUGGGCGUGGGCUAUGCAGCUGUUGACAACCCCAUCUUCUACAAGCCCAACACUGCGAUGUUGCUAGGCGACGCCAAGAAGACUUGUGAUGCCCUGUUAUCCAAGGUCCGCGAGUCCCAAAGCCAUUAAGGGGGCUCUGGGACCCGUGUGGGACUCCUAGUGGGACCCCCACUAAGAGCACAGAUGGAGCAAGGAAGGUAGAAGACAAUGAGUCAACGUUUUUCCAAAAAUAUCUCAGCAUUAAGAUUCUAUUUGUCCGAUGUGAUCUGUAACCUGCGAAGCAACUGACAGAUCUUCAUGUUAGACACCUAUUGUAAAACAAUCAUAAAUGUAGAUGCAGUAAGAUGUUAGAUAUGUUAAAUUUCACUGAAAAGACUGAAAAGACUGUUUUCUCCCCCUUUUUCUCCAGAGCUUGGUUUUAUUAUAGUAAGUUGAUAUUCCCUUUGAUAGAUCUAUUUGCUCAAAUGCUCAUGUCACACCUUCUUUUUCUAAGUAAAAAGUAAAAAAAGCAGAAUAGUGCAACAUUUUUGUAAAGUUCUUUCAGUUCCAGUUUUAUACUGUAUCGAGAGAUUUUUGUAUCCGGUCUAGUAAUUAUCAUAAACCUAGAAAAUGUCUAUCUGAAAAAGCCAUAGCCAGUUAUUGAAAUCUAGUCAUGCUAUUUGCUUUUUUCUUUUCACUUGAGUGUGUCUUGUGGCCUCCACCUAUGCCUCUAGUGCAGAUAUCACAUGGAUCCAAAAACAGAUCCAAAAAUCCAUUCAAACUUCACCUAUCAAGCAUUUAAUGCAAUAAACCAAAUGCAUCUGACCUUAACGUGUGAGACUACAGCUGUCCUGUAGUGGUAGUAAAGACUGUACCACUCCUACAAACAAACACUCUCAUAGCUCUGAUAGCUGAAUGGAUUUUAUGAUGUUUUUGAACCAGGUGUGUCCCAUCAUCCUGUGUGGUUCUGAUGUUACAGUACAUGUCUAGCCUUUAGCCUUUAUGGUUAAGAAGGUUUUUUGUGUUUUAAGUGAAUGUGGCUCAUCCACUCCAAUAUGUGUCCUCAUUAUUGCUCUAGAGAGAAAUGAAGGAUCUGUGUUUUGUAUAGUAGGGCCAGAUGUUAAGUGCUGUGUAAAGAGUCUAAAGCAACAAUGCCAUUAAUUGGUUUAAUUUGUUGCCACAUUUCAGAAUACAUGAGUUGUUCAACAUUAUUAAGUGUGCAUUUCUAAGUUGAAAUUGUCCUUUUUUCCCCAAUUCCUUUGAUAAAGCCCAAAGUUUGCCAUAAACAUAAACUUGUGCCAACACGUCCCCUUUUGCACUCAAUCUGGAUAGAUUCCACUGCACAAAUAUAGAUUGAUUGAUUGUUUUUUGUAGAACAACUUGAGUAAUUCUUGAAAAACAACUUGAGUAAUUUUUGAAAGAUCACUGACAUAAUGACAGUACUCCCCACUCUACACCUUUCUUCACACAGCUGAGCUAACCAAACUAAAAACACCAGAAACUUAGUCCAUCGAGUUUCAAUUUUUGGUUGGAUUGCUGCCAUCCUGUUAUUACUUCACUUUCUUAGAAUUUUCAUAGUCAUGAUACAGUAGAUGAAUUUGAAAGUUUCCCUGAUACAAGGUUUGAGGAACACUAGGUCAUGAGGUGACAGGACAACUUAGUUAGCACUGAAGAAGUAAGUUAUUAUAGUGUCAUCCUGGGACCGAAUAUAUUGACCAUGACAACUAUCCUACCUCUCCAUAAAAUGACCAAUAACUUUCCAUAGGACCUUCAUCUGACCAAUCAUCUCUGACUGAAUCUACCACAGACCAGUCAUCUACCAUCCACACACCUUAAUUCAACCAGUCAGCUCUCAUAAAUCCUAAACCUGACCAAUUGCCUUCUGUUUUGUGUUCACAUGAUGUUUUUUAACCAUCAGACCUCAGUUUGCUGCUGGCUAGUUUACUGUAUGUUAUGCAAGUGUAGAGCCUCAGAUAUCAUUAGUGCUCAUGAGGGGUUAUUGUUCUAACUGUCAAUUUACACACGCAAAUGCAGUCUUUAGGAACUAUUAGAUUGAGAUGUCUGCUUAAUAUUUCUAGCUUGUUACUAUUUUUUGUACGGUAUAGGUAUUGAUCAAAUUAAGGGAGAUGGAAAAAUCUUAAAAUUUUUACCAUGGCCAAUAUGCCCCCCGUUUUCAUUACCCUUUUUUCUUCUUCUUAAGAAGAGUAUUUUUGUAAAGAGGCUAUUUGUGCAGAGAAACAAUGGGGUUUGUGUAUGUUCAUUAUGCAUUGUAUGUUUCAAUGCACUAUGUAGGGAGGUGAAAUGAUGAAAUGUACUGUGAAAGUUUUUCCCCUCUUGUUUAUCAUGGAACAUUUUCAUCCCUAAUAAACCUGUAUUUACACUAGA